AUGUCGUCCAGUGCAGGACAGAACCCAGCUCCUUCAAAAGCGGUGAAUGUUUCGAAUACCUCAGCUUCGUCUGCGACAUUCCACUCGACACCUCCGGUCGACAGCAGCUCUCAACGGCGUGUAGGAGCUUCGGGAAGCUUUGGUGCAGGAUUAUCAUCGAGGAGCUCGCCCACCGCCAGAAAUAAUCAGGCGCGGAAGAGUCAGCACAAACGACAGAGGAAGCCGAGGUUGUUGGACGAUGACGAGUACAGCGAAUCGGGCUCUCAGGCCGUCAUGAAGUCGACAACCAGCCGCAAGGGACAGACGUCCAUCACCCACCUCAUGAACUUUUCUCUCCCACCUCGCCCGCAGUAUCAGCCCCCACCUCGCAAUUACCGACGCUAUGCAACAUGGGGUGCCGGCUCUGGCUACCAUGCAAUAGACAAGGCACACUAUGUUCACGCUAACUACCGCUUUAUCGUGGCUCCGAAUCAGAAUUACCAUGCACAGGCAGCCAAUGCCGAUGUCCACCUGGACUGGGCUUCGGUUCUUCAGGUAUUGGUCUCUGCUCAGACCCAAGCUGCCAGUUGCCCGAUUUGUCUGUCUACUCCAGUUGCGCCACGAAUGGCGAGGUGCGGCCACAUAUUCUGCCUGCCAUGUCUCAUUCGAUAUAUGCACUCGUCAGACGAUGACAAACCAGUUCCCGAGAAGAAGCCUCGAUGGAAGAAAUGCCCAAUAUGCUGGGACUCGAUCUAUAUCUCAGAGACUCGACCUGUUCGGUGGUUCCGCGGUCAGGAGGGCGACCUCCCCAUUGAAGGCGGGGAUGUAGUGUUGAGGCUGGUGAAACGAGAGCCGGGCAGCACUCUUGCGCUUCCCCGCGAUGGUGCCGAGACUCUUGGUCCCAAUCAAGAUAUUCCGUGGUAUCAUGUUGCGGAAGUUGCCGACUAUUCUCGGAUGAUGAAAGGAGGCGAAGACUACAUGACCGCUCAGUACGAUUGUGAAAUCGAGGACCUUCGCAAUCAGGAAGCCGAAGAUGAGCUCUUAUUCGGCGAUGAGAACACCUGGACACAAAAAGCCAUUGGUAUUAUUACGGAUGCGAAAGAAAAGUCGAAAGGCAUCGGUAACCCGCCAGAUGUCUCGCGACAACCCGCUGCCACAAAUCCCGUCAAGGAACAGACUCACGAACCCGGUGAUUCAGCACAAUGUGCUGCCUCCUCCGCCAAUACUUCUUCUGCGGAGCCGGUCCCUUCCUCGGCCGUCGAUGCGCCAAAUCAGGUCCGAGAAGUCUCUUCGACCCUAGCCACGUAUGACGAGGUGGACCAUCUCUCUGAGGCCGUGAGUAAGAUUCAUGUGGACUCUGACUCCAACACCAGAUCCAGACACAAGACUUGGAGCAAGGAAGCGCAGUCCUCCCAAGUAUCAGACCAGCCAUACUAUUUCUAUCAGGCCUUGCCUCAAUUCUACCUUUCGCCUCUAGACAUUCGCAUUCUCAAGGCUGCGUUUGGCGAAUAUAGUCUAUUUCCUGCGACUAUUCUACCUCGGGUGGAACAUAUUUCCACCGGGCAUAUUGUUGACGACGAGCUCCGCAAACGAGUCAAGUACCUCGGGCAUCUUCCGCAGGGGUGUGAGGUCAAUUUCUUGGAGUGUGAUUGGAGGGAUGUGGUUGUCCCAGAAGUCCUAAGGCAUUUCCGCGCCGAGAUCGACAAGAGACGGAAACGCAACCGGGAGAAAGAGGCUCGCGAGGAAAAAGAUCGCAUCCGUGCGGAGAAAAAGGAGGAUGAUGAACGGUGGGCUGCUGCUCGGCGCAAGCGACCCAGCGUUGGGAAUGCUAGCGAGGCCCCGUUCUCUGCCCAUGAUUUUCAACCGCUGCCCAACAAUGCCGACUCAUCAGUAUUUGACUCUGGCACCUCUUCGGCCUCUCCACCGCGCCCAUCCUCCCAGUUUGGAGCAUUAGCGUCACCCUCUACCAGCCCUCCAGGUUCCCGUACAGUCUGGGGAACCACGGUGGUGCCGUCUCUUUCGCCGACCUUGGAGGCCCAGCGCCCCAGUGAUGGGUGGCGACAAGAUUGGGAGGAGGAGCUCCUUGCCCAGCGGGAGUCUGAACUGAUUGCACAAACUGCUGCUGAAGGACCUACUCCUGGUCCAUCAGCCAGCGCUGGAAAGAAAAAGAAGAAAAACAAGAUUACAUUGAUGUCUACUAAUAGUCAGAGAGGAGCAUGA
Penicillium alfredii is the source of this 2199-nucleotide messenger RNA. RefSeq names its product RING-type E3 ubiquitin transferase MAG2. Gene Ontology annotation, biological process: positive regulation of transcription by RNA polymerase II. The record is from RefSeq and is a predicted model, not a curated record. Lineage: Eukaryota; Fungi; Ascomycota; Eurotiomycetes; Eurotiales; Aspergillaceae. The coding region runs from base 1 to 2199 and encodes 732 amino acids. The transcript is spliced from 2 exons. Gene Ontology annotation, molecular function: transcription cis-regulatory region binding; metal ion binding.